AUGACGACGACGACCACGGCAUACUGGGGGAAUGGAGCGACCAACCACAAGACCCAUGGGGAUGUCGAUACUUAUAUGUUCAAUCUUGAUCAGACGACCAGCCAACUCCUGCUAGACAGGGCGAAUGACGCGUUGAUUACGCAACCCAUGGAGAUUAUCCAGGCUGCCGUGUUGCACUCCCUCGUCCAACAGUUCCCGGACCAGCCAGCCCCCGUUGUCUUCUCUGAAAAGCCAUGGCCUGGCGGCUGGGUGAUUGCUGAACCAUGUUGGAAACCGCACUUAUCGAGAAACGGCAUGGAAAAGCAAUACACGCAGCGUGGCAUGUUGUCUACGGGGGCUAUUUCUGGCUAUCCUCAUCCACUGCGAACUGCGAGGGUUGGGCUGCAUGGAACAGUACAUAAUUAG
Molecule: messenger RNA, 405 nt
Organism: Aspergillus tanneri
Lineage: Eukaryota; Fungi; Ascomycota; Eurotiomycetes; Eurotiales; Aspergillaceae
Exons: 2
Coding region: 1-405 (134 amino acids)
Source: RefSeq, a predicted model, not a curated record